Messenger RNA from Phyllostomus hastatus (greater spear-nosed bat), 1070 nucleotides. RefSeq names its product leucine rich repeat containing 3C (gene LRRC3C). The transcript has 2 exons. Gene Ontology annotation, molecular function: protein binding. Bases 1 to 942 code for a protein of 313 amino acids. The record is from RefSeq and is a predicted model, not a curated record. NCBI's taxonomy places the organism in Eukaryota, Metazoa, Chordata, Mammalia, Chiroptera, Phyllostomidae.
AUGGGCACAGAGGUGGGGCCUUGGGCACCGAGCCUGGCCGGGCAUCCUGAAGUCCUGUUACUGACCUGUCCUCUUUGUCUCCUCACACUAGUGCCACCUGGCCCUCUGCCACCUCCCUGGUCCACCUGGCAGCCGCCCAGGUCCUACUCCACUCCAGGGCUAUGCCAGUCUGCAGCCAUGCUCCCGCCAGCCAGACACCUCCUGUCCCUGUUGCUGGUGGUGGGCACCGGGGGCACCAUGCCCAGCCCCCGGGUGCCCCCCCAGGGCUGCUACACGGCAGAGGAAGCUGGCGAGCGGACGUUCCGCUGCAGCCAGGCAGGCCUAAGUGCCGUGCCCCCCGGCAUCCCCAACGAUACCCGCAAGCUCUACCUAGAUGCCAACCGGCUGGCAUCGGUGCCCGCCGGCGCCUUCCGGCACCUGCCUGUUCUGGAGGAGCUGGAUCUGUCCCAUAACGUCCUUGCCCACCUCUCGGGGGCUGCCUUCCAGGGCCUGGCGGGCACGCUGCGGCACCUCGACCUCUCUGCCAACCAGCUGGCCUCGGUGCCCGCGGAGGCCUUCGUGGGGCUGCAGAUCCAAGUGAACCUGUCUGCCAACCCGUGGCACUGCGACUGUGCCCUCCAGGAGGUUCUCAGACAGGUGAGGCUGGCACCGGGCACUGGGACGGGCAUCGUGUGCGGCCCGGGAGCCCGACCAGACCUCGUGGGGCAGGAGUUUCUGCCGCUGGCAGGGGAGGAAGAGCUGUGUGGGGCCGGGCGGGGCGGGGCCCGGCGGAGCACAGACGUGGCCCUGCUGGUCACCAUGGGGGGCUGGCUGGCACUGGUGGUGGCCUACCUGGUCCACUACGUGUGGCAGAAUCGGGAUGAGAGCCGGCGUCCCCUGAACAGGUCCCCCAAGCCGCCCGUGCGCUCCGAGGACUCCUCCACCCUCAGCACGAUGGUCUGAUGACCACGCCCCGCACUCCUUCCCCUGUGCUCCCUCUUUCCCUCUGACCCCUCUGCCUCCUCUGCAGCCCCACCCCACCCCCCAAGCCCCACCCUCUUCCUCUUCUAUCUCCCCUGAACUCCUGACCU